AGAGCCGGUGUCCGACAGACAUUUCUCAUACACUGUGUUUAUCUGUUUAUAUCCUAUAACUGUUUACAAAACAGUGCGAGGAACAGCUGUGUUUUGCAGUAGAUUGUAUUGUGAAUACAGUUAUACAUACUCUAGGUGGGACGACAUUUCUGUUAUAUUUUCCUGGAUUCACAAGCGGCUUUUCUUUCAUCUGGAUGAGAGGACCCUUACCGCAUUUUUGUUCCAGCAACGUGGACUCUAAGCUCUACACGGGAGACGGGAGAGUCAUACAAACGGAAUAAUAUUGCUGAAACGAAGUCAAACGAAGAACACACACACGUCGUAAACCACUGGUGGAUAUAUCCUUAAAGGAAUGCUUCUGUCCAAGCUGAAUUCUCUUGCCCACAUCUCCGCCGUAGACAUGCCGGCGAAAAUGCAGCACCAAGUUCAUCAAGGGAAGGAGAAGGAGCCCUUCGAGAAGCUGUAUCAGGUCGGCGCGGUGCUGGGUAGCGGGGGCUUCGGCACCGUCUACACCGGUACGAGGGUGGCUGACGGAGCUCCGGUUGCUGUCAAACACGUAGCCAAGGACAGAGUCUCAGAGUGGGGAGAGCUGCCUAAUGGCUCGCGGGUCCCAAUGGAGAUCGUGCUGUUGAAGAAAGUGAGCUCGGGCUUCCGCGGCGUUAUCAAAAUGCUGGACUGGUACGAGCGACCGGACAGCUUCAUCAUCGUAAUGGAGAGGCCCGAAAACGUCAAAGACUUGUUCGACUUCAUCACAGAGAAAGGGGCCUUACCGGAGGAUCUGGCGCGGAGCUUUUUCCGCCAGCUGCUGGAGGCCGUGCGCCACUGCCACAACAGCGGCGUGGUGCACCGCGACAUCAAGGAUGAAAACAUCCUCAUCGACCUCCGCACCGGGGAGAUCAAGCUCAUCGACUUUGGGUCCGGAGCCCUGCUAAAAGACACCAUUUACACAGACUUUGAUGGCACAAGAGUGUACAGCCCACCAGAGUGGAUCAAAUAUCACCGCUAUCACGGGCGCUCUGCCACAGUUUGGUCUCUGGGUGUCCUGCUGUACGACAUGGUGUGUGGGGACAUUCCAUUUGAACACGAUGAGGAGAUCACAAGAGGGCAGGUCCUCUUCCGGAGAAGAAUCUCAACAGAAUGCCAGCAGCUGAUCAAGUGGUGUCUUUCUCUGCGGCCCGCCGAUCGCCCCUCCUUCGAGGACAUCAUCAAUCACUCGUGGAUGCAGAGCACAUCCUCUUCAGUCGUCCCGUCCACAAUGCAGACGGAGAAGGCGGAGAUCCGACUGCACAGCAUCGCCCACGAGCCCACCGCCUUCACGCCAACUCCCGUACCCGCGGCUCGGUGAUGGAGGCAAACAGAACUGUACUGAACUGAGACUUUUACUAAAGUAACAGACUUGAAGCAGAGAGGAGGGGCGCCGCAUGGGCUGGCCGUCCUGACACAGGCACGAGUAAGGUGUCAAAGGACUAAAAGAAAACUAAGGUCAUGACUACACAAUCAUGGCUUGUUUUCAACCUGGAGCGCUCUCCGCCCCUCAUCACCCCAAACUACUUGAUUUCCCCCCGCUGUUGGGUGUUUAUCAGACUGUAGUAGGGCAUGCUCUGCGCUGACAGUACAUGCGCUCGCUGAAUGGCUGCGUUAUGUAACCUCUCGCUGCACUGCUGCAUCUCUCUGGGAUGAGCAGAGGUGCAAGAGGAAUAAAAAAAGAAGAAGUGCCUUCUGUGAGAUUGUUGGGGGGACCCUGAAAAUACUUGAAAGCAAAAAAAGGCUCCUUGUCUGAGACCCUUUUUUUAGCUACUUACAAGGCUUUAUAUUGUUUCCCUCUCAUGGGCCUAGAUCAGUAAUGUCAUUUACAACCACUGCUAUCACUCCCAUGUGAUUAGCAACCUCAUAGCAACGUGUGCAAACAAAAGAAAGAAACACUGGACUUACCUCCUUCUUUUUACUACAUAUCCACCUCCUGUCUACAACUCCACUUCCUCUGAGGCGGUUCACAUCCACCUGAAUGCACACCACAAUGCAACCAUACCGAAAUACAACAUCCUCUGCUCUUCACUUAAACAAAUGUUUUACGUUCAAACAGUGCCUCACACAGGUCUUAAAUAUUCAGUGGGGACAAGAAUUGUAAAUAAUAAUAAUGAUAUUUAUUAUUGCCGUGACUUACACAUUUAAUGAACACAGAAUUUAUUUAUUUAUCUAUGAGAGCAUUUUUUUGGCUGUUUGUGUGUAUUUCAUUCCACAGUCACUGAAGGGCCCACGGAUUAUUUAAAGAGACAAACAAAGAUUUUUUAUUUCUGACCAUAUUUAUGGCGUGGAAUUAUUUUUUAAAGAGCAGAUGUUUGUGUGUAUGUCAUGUAUAUAACGUGUAAAUAGUCCCAAAAAAGCACUUCCAUCUUAAUGUAUCUGAACAUUGGACGUCUACUGAUGGUAACAGUUUUUGUUAUGCUGUUGUCUGCUGAGAGAGCGAGUGGAUUCUGAAUGUGUGUGAAUGAAAGUGUGUGAGAUUGAGAAAACCUUUCUGUUUUCAUGACUGCAGGUUGGAUUGUUUUUUUCAUCAAUUCGAACUAGAAUUGUAAAUGAUCUUAGAAACAAUUUUUAUACGAUUUCAAUAAAUAUUUUUUUAACAAUGA
Messenger RNA from Trematomus bernacchii (emerald rockcod), 2630 nucleotides. It is a transcript of the gene pim1, whose product is annotated as Pim-1 proto-oncogene, serine/threonine kinase. Gene Ontology annotation, molecular function: protein serine/threonine kinase activity; ATP binding. NCBI's taxonomy places the organism in Eukaryota, Metazoa, Chordata, Actinopteri, Perciformes, Nototheniidae. The transcript is spliced from 6 exons. Gene Ontology annotation, cellular component: cytoplasm. Gene Ontology annotation, biological process: protein autophosphorylation; negative regulation of apoptotic process. The coding region runs from base 353 to 1345 and encodes 330 amino acids. The record is from RefSeq and is a predicted model, not a curated record.